GAUGACAAAUACGACAACUCCGUCAGCCAACCGGACGGCUGUGUAAUAAUGCAAUGAGGGGGCGUGGCCAAUAGGUGGGGGCGCAGGGCCAGCAGCGGUGGCGGUGGGAAUGGUGUUGUUAAGAUGGCGGCGCUGCAGGAGGAACGGAGUUACGGGCUGUCCUGCGGGAGGGUCGGAGGCAGGGUGUCCGUCUUCCACGUCAAGCUCACCGACAGCGCCCUGAGGGCAUUCGAGAGCUACCAGAACAGUCAGGAUGCCAUAAGUUUGAAGCCAGCUAUUAGAAUUCAAGGUACUCAAGGGCAAAUCACUAUUCCUCAGCCUGAGUGCCCUACAGAAGUGCGAACUUUCACUUUCUAUCUAUCAAAUGUUGGCAGGGACAGCCCUCAAGGGAGCUUUGAUUGCAUCCAGCAGUAUAUUCAAAGCAAUGGAAAUAUCACGCUGGACUGUCUGGGCAGCAUCCAGGAUAAAAUCACUGUAUGUGCCACAGACGAUUCCUAUCAGAAAGCGCGGCAGAGCAUGGCGCAGGCUGAGGAGGAGAACAAGAGCAGGAGUGCCAUAGUCAUCAAAAUGGGUGGCCGGUAUGGAGGCAAAAAGGUUCAGGUUCGAAAACCUCCAGGUGUUCCUGAUGCUGUUCCAUCUCGGAAGAGGCCAACACCAGUCAACAUGGCCAGUGCGAUCAAGAAAAGCUCCACUAAUCUCUCUCAGCGACCCUUCAAAGACAGAGUGAUGCAUUUACUGGCUCUUAAACCAUACAAGAAGCCUGAGCUUAUUCUGCGUCUGCAGAAGGAUGGGCUCUCAACACAGGACAAGGACUUGCUGGAUGGCCUCCUGCAACAGGUGGCAAAUCGGAGUGCCAAAGACUGCACUUAUACCUUGAAAGACUGUAUGUACACGGAGGUGCAGAAGGACUGGCCGGGUUACUCUGAAGGAGACCAGCAGCUACUGAAAAGGAUACUUGUCCGGAAACUCUGCCAACCACAGAAUCUAAGUGGACCGGCUGGAGAUAAUGCUCCUCUGAGCCCCCCUAAAGACAAUGUGAAUUCCUCAUCCCCACUCCCUCAGAAACGACCCUUACAAAAUACAGAGUUCAUUGACCCUUUAGCCAACAAGAAACCACGCAUUUCCCACUUCACACACCGAUCACAGCCUACUUUCAAUGGGAAGCUAAAUUCUUCCAAUGGAAAGGAUUCACCAGCACCCCCAACACUGCCUCCUACUUUGGAUCCAGUAAGCUCAAGUUCCCACCUACCUCCGCCCCAUGACCCUCUUUCAGACUCCAGUACGGACACACAACAUAAAGACUGUGAUAACCAGGACGCCUCAGAGAGGCUUAGCCACCCACAACAGACAGACUUUCCCGCUGCUGCCAAACAGAACUCUAAUCCCACACAUGGGAAACCCAAAAAAAAAUCCAGAAAGCACAAAGAGCGGGAUCGUACCAAGGAGAAGGACACAGAAGACAAGCAAAACUGCAGUUCGGGAAAAAGCUCUGAAUUAAUUAGCGGCACUCUUCAGGAUGUCUUAGAUUUAAACAGAGCCUGCAGUAAUUCCAGUAUUCCAACAUCUACUUCAGAGAUGCCAGAUUACAUCCUGAAAUACGCAGCAAUCUCAUCUCAGGAGCAGCGCCAGAGUUACAAGAAUGACUUCAACGCAGAAUACAAUGAAUACAGAGAUUUAUAUUCAAGAAUAGAGAGGAUAACAAGCAGGUUUACGCAGCUGGAUUCUCAGCUGAAACAACUCUCUCCGGGUACAGAGGAUUACAAGACUAUUCAUGAUCAAAUUUUACAGGAAUACCGUAAAAUUAAGAAAUCCAAUCCAAAAUACAGUGAAGAGAAGAACCGCUGUGAAUAUCUCCACAAUAAACUGGCUCACAUAAAAAAACAGAUUGCACAAUAUGACCAACAACCGUUCCAGAGUUGGCAUUAAUGCCAUGUCUGGGUUGCAGUAUCUUUGCACCUGGGUACACAACUGUUUUCCACCCCCACCCCCCUUUUUUUUUUUUCUUUUUCUUCUUCUUCUCUCUUGUGAAUGAUCUACAGAUUCCCAUAGCUCCAAACAGCACCAAUGAAAGUACUGGAGAAAGGAGCAGACAGCCUACCGUUUGUUCUAUUCCUGAGCAUCUUACUUACCAAACAAAGUUGUGGAAGCUGCUCCACAAAACCACAGUUCUACUUUUUAUUAGUUUUUGGGUUUUUUCGGUUUGUUUCCCCUCCUGUCCACCCUCCCAUUUUCAUUGGUUGGACAAAUAUCAAAAAGACAAUGCCAAAUGCAAGAGGAUUUGCUAUUUUUAUUUCAUGAAUUAUUGCUGGAAACCAAUAAUAAAACCAUGCAGAUAAAUGUAUGCAAAAAAA
Molecule: messenger RNA, 2351 nt
Organism: Pseudophryne corroboree (corroboree frog)
Lineage: Eukaryota; Metazoa; Chordata; Amphibia; Anura; Myobatrachidae
Gene: ELL
Product: elongation factor for RNA polymerase II
Exons: 12
Coding region: 124-1926 (600 amino acids)
Biological process (GO): snRNA transcription by RNA polymerase II; positive regulation of transcription elongation by RNA polymerase II; transcription elongation by RNA polymerase II
Cellular component (GO): transcription elongation factor complex
Molecular function (GO): cis-regulatory region sequence-specific DNA binding
Source: RefSeq, a predicted model, not a curated record